Messenger RNA from Dendronephthya gigantea, 887 nucleotides. Its product is annotated as beta-1,3-galactosyltransferase 1-like. NCBI's taxonomy places the organism in Eukaryota, Metazoa, Cnidaria, Anthozoa, Malacalcyonacea, Nephtheidae. Gene Ontology annotation, cellular component: membrane. The transcript has a single exon. Bases 138 to 773 code for a protein of 211 amino acids. Gene Ontology annotation, molecular function: hexosyltransferase activity. The record is from RefSeq and is a predicted model, not a curated record.
AUUGCGAACAACUUAAAGCAUUGGGAGAUGGAAGACUGAAAGACCUAAGAUGGUUGUUGGUGUUUGUUCUUGGAAAAGCAGGACCAGGAACACGUGACGAUGAAUUAAAUGAAGCUGAAGCCAGACGGUACAAUGAUAUGUUGAUAGGCAAUAUCACUGACAACUACAUUAAUAACAUUAUCAAAUUCUACAUGGGUCAUCUUUGGGCGAACAAAUUUGAUGUAAAAUAUACCAUGAAAACAGACGAUGAUGUUUAUGUGCGUAUACUUCGCGUGUUGGAGUAUCUUGUGAAUGCUAAACUUCCAAGACCCUUCUACGGAGGUUCUUCUCUGGCACCCAGUCCUGUAAGUCGUAGAGUUGGUGUAAAAUGGGCAAUUAGUUACAAGUACUAUCGAGAAGCACGAUUCCCAACGUUUAAUCUUGGGGCAUUUUCUAUCUUAUCCACUGAUCUUAUAAACAAAUUAUCUGACUAUGUCUAUAUACGAAAACCAUUCCACACAGAUGAUGCGUACGUUGGUGUUGCCAUGCGAGAUUUGGGAGUAAAGCCAACUAACAUUUCUUCGUUUCAUGUAAUAAAUUUAAAUAGAAUGCGAAGGUAUAUAGGAUCUUUCAAAGACUGUGAGAUCUUCAGUUGGAAUGCUUUCGGGCAUUCUUUGGAUCCACGAUCAAUUAAAGCACUUCAUCUUCGCGUGCAGACUCUUGUGUGUAAGAAUACCACUUUGGAUAUUGAGGAUCAUCGUUGCAGAAAAUCUGCAGUUAAAACAACGACAUAAACAAGAAGUCGGUUUCGAUAAUUUUCUUGUUCCUCGAGAAACGAGACGGGUUUGCAUUGAAUUAUGAUAUUGAAAUAGGAAUGAAUACAAAUUAACUUGUUGCAUUUGACUUUC